Molecule: messenger RNA, 625 nt
Organism: Eremomyces bilateralis CBS 781.70
Lineage: Eukaryota; Fungi; Ascomycota; Dothideomycetes; Eremomycetales; Eremomycetaceae
Exons: 3
Coding region: 135-572 (145 amino acids)
Source: RefSeq, a predicted model, not a curated record
CUUCGACAUUUGAUAAGUACGUACGGAGAUACGUAUUGACCAGCUACAACUCCCCCAUAUAUUGACAACCCGAUAUGGAAGCUGAGCACGGGGAUGGAGGAGUGUCGCAUGGUUAAAUCCAAGCAAUUUGCGCGAUGAGCUUUGUACAUCGCCUCCAGAAUCCCGCUCCACCAGGCUACGUGACGCCGUCCUUCCCGUCCCUAUACUGGCCGUUCCCGGGCCUCGGGAGCAAUCAAGGAGCCGAGUCGUUUUACCUCUACCACACCCAAGAUAUCUGGCGGUUCACGUUGCUAUGGACCAUCCUCUUCUACGCCGCCGUGCACCUAGCCACGAGCGGGUACGCGGUGCUGGUCCAGCUGAAGAACUGGAAGGUGGUAUGGGUUGUGCCGGUCGUAUAUUUCGUGGUGGGAGGGAUUGAGGCGUUCAUCGCCGGAAGUAUUGUGGGAGGCCUCUUGGGUGCAAUCUACAAUGCAGGAUUCUUUCGGAUGUCCACUUGGAUCCCCUUCGUGUGGGCGUUUAUCAAUACCCUGAUCCUCAUCUUAUCAUCAUUCGCAAUCCAAGGCGGCUUAUGACAACCGCUUAACCCCGAAUGGCAGCAUUAAGAUGAAAUUGCAUUUGUCGUUUA